GAGGUAUGUACGUACAUACGUGGUUUGCACGGUGUUCAGCCCCUUUUUCGACAAACGUUCCCCAAAUCGAUCGACGCAGGGUAAAACCAAGAUACGCCGUCGCACUGAUGAUCCCUUGGCACCGGUUCCGACCGAGGGAUCACGUGACGUUUGUACUGCGUAAUUUUCCGCCCCGACAUCUUGCGUCGAAAGUUUCAAGCUCGAACGGUCCACGUGACUACGAAAAACAUUGACCAUUUGGCGUCGGAAGGCCGCCCCUGUUAUACGUACCCACGCACACGCAUGGAGAACUGGCAGUGUCACUUAUGCCUUAAGCGUUCGCGGUGAUCGUAACUUCGUGACCCUACAUUGGCUUGUUAAACCGCGUUUUUCCAUCGGUAAGGGAGCGAGACGAACCUGCGAGCAUGGGGGAACCCGAGGAAGACACAUUCUGCAAGAAGAUGCGGAAGGCCACCAGAGACAUCCAUGCAGUAAGCGACGCGCUCGUUAACGCGAAGCUUGCAUUUGCAUUUUCCGACAGUGGCGUAUGGGCUGAUGGUUUGUUGGUAUUCUACGAGGUUUUCCGAUAUUUGGAGGGAGCAAUGAUCAGGUUAAAGAACACGAAAGUCGGAUCCCUCAGACUUCCCGGUCUCCAAAGGACCGAGGCUUUUGAAUUGGACCUGGAGUACUACCUCGGCAAAGGCUGGAUGAAGAAUUACACCCCGAGGGACAGCGUCGUCAAGUACCUGAUGCGUUUAAGGCAACUCGAGGACGCGGAUCCGAAUCAGCUGAUGGCGUACAUAUAUCAUUUGUACAUGGGUUUGCUGAGCGGAGGUAUAAUACUGCGAAAGAAGAGGCAGCUGAUGAGAAAACUUUCGCCGUUUAAAGACGUGCCAAUGGGGGGUGACUGCGUUACGGAUUUUGGCGAAUAUAACGUAUUUCAGCUGAAACGCGACCUGCGUAAUACGAUGAACGACAUCGCGGAUACCCUUGACGAAGACACGAAGAAUAAACUGAUAGAAGAAAGUAAGACUGUAUACGCUUUGAACAACGAAAUAAUAAGGAGCGUUAGAGGUGCGGGUCCAGUCGUUAUAAAGAAAGUAAUCUACUUCGUAAGCAUUUUCGUAUUUUUACUAUUCAUAUUCUUCGUUCUCUUCAAGUAAUCGUCGAAUUUGUUUUUUUGCUUUUCUUUUCUUCGUUUUUUUCAACGAUUGUCGUGGGUUGUAUUAGACUGAUCGUGAGAAAACAUGUAUAUACAUGUACAUAUACAUACACUUACGUAUAUACACGUGUAAAUGUAUAUAUAUAUAUUAUAUAUGAUAAUGUUAACGACGAGUUAUUUAAUAAUUUAUUUAUACAAAGUAUAAAAUCUGGACGAGAAAAUUUUCAAAAUUUAAUAACCUUAUACAGUGCGUUAUAGUUUCGUAAGUUGCGAGAGUAUGCAUAAGUAAAAUUUAGUAAGUAAUAAUGCAGAUAUAUAAUAUAUAUGCGAGGAUUUACCGUUAAUUAGAAAGUCUGAAGAUAGAGCAUCACAUCUUUUCGUAAAUUUUGUGAUAGUAGUUUUAAGAUUUACAAACUCCAAGGUGUCCAGCUGCUGCAGUGAACAAUUAACAAUUACAAUUUCAAUCACUUGCAAUG
This is a messenger RNA of Diprion similis, 1617 nucleotides long. RefSeq lists its product as uncharacterized. The transcript has 3 exons. The record is from RefSeq and is a predicted model, not a curated record. Gene Ontology annotation, biological process: heme oxidation. Gene Ontology annotation, molecular function: heme oxygenase (decyclizing) activity. Bases 405 to 1142 code for a protein of 245 amino acids. NCBI's taxonomy places the organism in Eukaryota, Metazoa, Arthropoda, Insecta, Hymenoptera, Diprionidae.